AUGCGAUGCGCGAGCAAGGCCGCCGAGAGCGCGUCCGCACGUCUCUGUGCGGACGCCGAAGCAGAAACCACAGCAACUGAUGUCUCAUUGGUUGCUGAAGCGACUCAGCCUGUGUCACCUGGUGAUGCAGGCGCUGGUCAUGAAGACACUCAUGUCUUCACAGAGUAUGAGCUCGGUGUCUCAUACUCUCCUGAUACGGAAGACGGAUCCGUAUCGACGGCGAUUGAAUCUAAGCCGCCUGCCAAGCGUGGCAUGGAUGAUGCUAUGCAUCGUAGCAUCUUUGGUUCAUCUGAUGAACCAGAUGAACCAUCGCCGAAGCGAAGGCGCUCGAGGUCGCGAGACUCAAGCGCUAACAGUGGUGUCGGUUCUCCUAUGGACGCCACUUCGCAAUGA
This is a messenger RNA of Peronospora matthiolae, 393 nucleotides long. The record is from the annotation of a GenBank genome assembly. NCBI's taxonomy places the organism in Eukaryota, Oomycota, Peronosporomycetes, Peronosporales, Peronosporaceae.